AUGUGGAGUAGCCAAAACAUCGCAUGGGGUCUCGCGGUGCUGUCACUUUUGGAGAUGGCUGUCGGCGUCUCCAGCAUCACGGUGGGAAUGUUGGAGAGCAGGAGAAUCCGCGCGAUGCAUAAAAGCCAUCACCAUGGAGAGGGAUCGCCGGUAUGGAGCGGAGUGGCCUUCCUCGUCUGUGGACUAUGUGGAAUCCUUUGUGCCAGAAGGAGAACAGGGUUGAUGAUGAUCCUGUUCUGCGCCUGUUGCAUUGCUGGCCUGAUAGGUGGCAUUCUCAAUGUGCAGUUUGUGCGCACGGCGGCGAGGCGUGCCGACUACACGUCCGGUCUGCAGCUGGCGUCCCUGUCACUGGCGUCCCUGGGCACGUGUGGCUGCAUCCUCUGUUCCUGGCUCACCUGUCGUCUGGCCAGUGCCGAGCAGCAGCGCAUGUUCAUAGAGCAGGGCUGUCAACCAUAA
This is a messenger RNA of Engraulis encrasicolus (European anchovy), 456 nucleotides long. Its product is annotated as transmembrane protein 196-like. Bases 1 to 456 code for a protein of 151 amino acids. The transcript is spliced from 3 exons. Lineage: Eukaryota; Metazoa; Chordata; Actinopteri; Clupeiformes; Engraulidae. The record is from RefSeq and is a predicted model, not a curated record.